AUGUCGUCUGCUUUCGACAGCUCGUUUGGUGCGAUGCUCCUGGGGGUGCUGAUGUCGUCGAUACUAUUCGGCAUCACUAACCUGCAGGUAUACAUAUACUUCAAGACGUACACGAAAGACCCCUUGUGGACAAAGUUCUCUGUAUGCGCAUUAUGGACCAUCGACGCGCUAUGUGUGGCAUUCUCCUUCCACCUGAUAUAUCAGUAUUUCAUCACGAACUAUUUCAACCCUGUGGCAUUGUUAGUGAUCAACUGGAGCUUCAAGGCUCAAGACAUUUCGAGCCCGACAUCGUCUCAAUUCAAGACACUAGUGGAUGCUUCAGCCAAUCGCGAUUCCGGCCUACGCUACUUCCUACCUGGUAUUGCUUCCAUAUUUGUAUGCGCUGGAUAUGUGAUUUCCUAUGAGAUAACCACGCCCGCAAACGCGACCCCCGUUGAUUUACUGGGCCAUCAGUGGAUGUCAUACUACCCAUUGUCAGUAUAUACUGGGACCGACACGAUCAUCGCGGCGUCUCUUUGCUAUCUUUUAUACACCAACCGCACCGGGUACCGACGGACGGACAGCUUGUUGAACACACUCAUGCUAUAUACCGUCAAUACUGGAAUCAUCACGAGUAUUUGCUCUCUCGCAGCAAUCAUCGCGUUGAAGACUAGUCCACACACUUUCAUUGUUGCCGCUAUCGAAUUUCUGCUGACGAAAAUUUAUGUUAACUCAUUCCUUGCUAUGUUGAAUGCACGGAAUUCACUCCGCGAUUCCGGAGCUCGCAUGAGACGAGACUACGUUCUGAAUACCUUGCAGCCUACUGUGACUUCUGAGGUCACUGAUGAAUCAAAGCCACCCGAAUUGCCGCAAGUGCUCAAUAUCCGAAACAACACCGAUAGUGACUCAGAUGGACCUCGUCCCUAUACCGACGUUGAAAUUGACAAACCCGCCGCAAGGGGGUAUGUCCCUCCUGCUGUCUCUAAGGGAGGAAUAAAGGAAGAAGUUCUGGAAUCCCCUUCCAAGCAACGCGCUUCAUAUCCCGGGCCACUGCUGGCACCACCUCAAGCACAUGUGUACGACACAAUUCAUGACACAGCGCGUAGUAUGCCCCGUCAUGAGAAAACUUUGCGUGAAAGCAAAGAUAAGGUGCGUGCUGAGCACUUUGUCGGGAUUCGACUCAGGAAAUGA
This is a messenger RNA of Postia placenta MAD-698-R-SB12, 1170 nucleotides long. RefSeq lists its product as hypothetical. Lineage: Eukaryota; Fungi; Basidiomycota; Agaricomycetes; Polyporales; Adustoporiaceae. The record is from RefSeq and is a predicted model, not a curated record. Bases 1 to 1170 code for a protein of 389 amino acids. The transcript has 14 exons.